ACACAAGCCUGUCUUUUCUCCCCUGAGCUUUCCUCUUUGCCUCCCUCCCUCUCUUUGUCUGCGUGGUUUGGUCCAUGGGUUCGCAGGCGGAAGUAGGGAACGCGAUGGCGGAGGAGGAGGCCUGCGAGUUCGCCAUGCAGCUGGUGAGCUCCUCCAUACUUCCCAUGACCCUCAAGGCGGCGAUCGAACUGGAGCUGCUGGAGAUCAUGGCCAAGGCUGGGGAGGGUGCGCAGCUCACUCCCGCCGAGAUCGCCGCCCAGCUUCCCACCACCAACCCCGACGCCCCCCUCAUGCUCGACCGCAUGCUCCGUCUCCUCGCCGGCCACUCCGUCCUCACCGCCUCCACCUACACCGACGAUCACGGCAAAGUCAGGAGACGAUACGGUCUAGCUCCGGUGUGCAAGUUCUUGGUCCGGAACCAGGACGGUGUGUCCACGGCUGCAUUGGCCCUAAUGAACCAAGACAAGGUGCUGAUGGAGAGCUGGUACUACCUCAAGGAUGCGGUGCUGGAGGGCGGCAUCCCCUUCAACCGCGCCUACGGCAUGACCGCCUUCAACUACCACGGCACCGACCCCCGCUUCAACCGGGUCUUCAACCAGGGGAUGUCCAACCACUCCACCCUCACUAUGAAGAAGAUCCUCGAGACCUAUACCGGCUUCCAGGGGCUGCACUCCCUCGUCGACGUUGGCGGCGGCAUUGGAGCCAUCCUCAGCCUCAUCGUCGCCAAGUACCCCCAUAUCAAGGGCAUCAACUUCGACCUUCCUCAUGUCAUAGACGACGCUCCCCAAUUUCCUGGUGUGGAGCACGUUGGUGGUGAUAUGUUUGCUGGUGUUCCUAUUGCAGAAGCUAUCUUCAUGAAGUGGAUCCUUCAUGAUUGGGGGGAUGAGUACUGCGUGAAGCUGUUGAAGAACUGCUGGAAGGCGCUGCCAGAGGACGGCAAGGUGAUCUUGGUUGAGGCGAUCUUGCCGGAGAGCGUCGACCACAGUUACGGCAGUAACAGCCUUUUUCAGCAGGACAUGAUCAUGUUGGCCCACAACCCUGGUGGAAAGGAGAGGACGCUGAAGGAGUUCGAAGAACUGGCGGAGGCCAGUGGGUUCGCAGGGGUCAAGCCCGUCUGCUGUGUGUAUAAUUCUUGGGUCAUCGAGUUGCGCAAGAAGAUGUAGUCAAUAACAUCUAUCGGCUGUCUUUGAGUUCUGUUCGGUUGCACUUUUGUGUUUGCUGCUGGCUUUCUCUUGUGCUGUCCCCCUUGUAUCCAUUUUAAAGUAUGUGUGGCCAAAUGAUGAGCUUCCUGCGUUGCUUUA
Nymphaea colorata (pocket water lily) is the source of this 1301-nucleotide messenger RNA. Its product is annotated as caffeic acid 3-O-methyltransferase 1-like. Bases 75 to 1163 code for a protein of 362 amino acids. Lineage: Eukaryota; Viridiplantae; Streptophyta; Magnoliopsida; Nymphaeales; Nymphaeaceae. Gene Ontology annotation, biological process: methylation. The record is from RefSeq and is a predicted model, not a curated record. Gene Ontology annotation, molecular function: S-adenosylmethionine-dependent methyltransferase activity; protein dimerization activity; O-methyltransferase activity. The transcript has 4 exons.